This is a messenger RNA of Erinaceus europaeus (western European hedgehog), 1923 nucleotides long. RefSeq names its product thyroid hormone receptor interactor 13 (gene TRIP13). Lineage: Eukaryota; Metazoa; Chordata; Mammalia; Eulipotyphla; Erinaceidae. The record is from RefSeq and is a predicted model, not a curated record. Bases 89 to 1396 code for a protein of 435 amino acids. Gene Ontology annotation, cellular component: nucleus; chromosome. Gene Ontology annotation, biological process: meiotic recombination checkpoint signaling; reciprocal meiotic recombination. Gene Ontology annotation, molecular function: ATP hydrolysis activity; ATP binding. The transcript is spliced from 13 exons.
AAGUGGCCCCGGUGGCUUCCGGGGCGGGCGGCGCGGCCCAUUUGAAGCUGUGGCGGCUGCGCGGGGCGGGGGGCGGCGGCGGGGAGCCAUGGACGACGCGGUGGGCGACCUGAAGCAGGCGCUGCCCUGCGUGGGCGACGGCCCUGCCGUGCACGUGGAGGUGCUGCAGCGGGCCGCCAGCACCGCCAAGAGGGACGACGUGAAGUUGGCCGUGCGCAAGCUAUUGGACAGGCACAGCAUCGUGUUUGGCGACUAUACAUGGACCGAGUUCGACGACCCUUUCCUGGCCAGGCACGUGCGCUCAGUGGCCAUCGUGGACACCGAGCUGAAGGCCAAGGCCCCACAGCCCAUCGACCUGAGCGCCGGUGCCGUGCUGCACGUCUUCCAGCUGAACGAGGAUGGGCCCAGCAGUGAGAACCUGGAGGAGGAGACGGAGAGCAUCGUGGCCGCCAGUCACUGGGUGCUGCCCGCAGCCGAGUUUCACGGGCUCUGGGACAGCCUCGUGUACGACGUGGAUGUCAAAGCACACUUGCUGGACUACGUGAUGACAGCCUUGCUGUUCUCCGACAAGAGUGUGGACAGCAACCUCAUCACCUGGAACCGAGUGGUGCUGCUUCACGGACCCCCAGGAACUGGGAAGACAUCCCUAUGCAAAGCAUUGGCCCAGAAGUUGACCAUCCGGCUCUCAGGCAGGUAUCGUUAUGGGCAGCUGGUUGAGAUUAACAGCCACAGUCUGUUCUCCAAGUGGUUCUCAGAGAGUGGCAAGCUGGUGACCAAGAUGUUCCAGAAGAUUCAGGACCUGAUUGAUGACAAAGACGCUCUGGUGUUUGUGCUAAUCGAUGAGGUGGAGAGCCUCACAGCUGCCCGCAACGCAUGCAGGGCGGGCACUGAGCCCUCAGAUGCCAUCCGCGUGGUCAAUGCUGUCCUCACCCAGAUCGACCAGAUUAAACGGCACUCCAACGUGGUGAUCCUGACCACAUCCAACAUCACUGAGAGGAUCGACCUGGCCUUCGUGGACCGGGCUGACAUCCGACAGUACAUCGGGCCGCCCUCCGCCGCCGCCAUCUUCAGGAUCCUCCUGUCCUGCUUGGAUGAGCUGAUGAAGUGUCAGAUCAUCUACCCGCGGCAGCAGCUGCUGACACUCCGUGAGCUGGAGAUGAUAGGCUUCGUGGAGAACAAUGUGUCAAGGCUCAGCCUGCUGUUGAGGCAGAUCUCACGGAAGAGCGAGGGCCUCAGCGGCCGCGUCCUCAGAAAACUACCCUUCCUGGCUCACGCACUAUACGUGCAGGCCCCCACGGUCCCCCUGGAGGGCUUCCUGCAGGCCUUGUCGCUCGCCGUGGACAAGCAGUUUGAGGAGCGGGAGGAGCUCUCAUGCUUCAAGCGCUUGUCUGCCUAAGUGGUCAGGCUCCCCGCAGGCAGGGACACCCUCCCAGUACCUGCCAUCUGUGCUUGCCAACCUGGCCAUGCCCAGCUGUCUCCACAUGGACAGACUCCCCAUGGGCAGGCAGGACACCUGCCAGUACGUGUCCCUGGUCAUGUGGGUCUGGGCCCAUGUGGUUGUCUCCAUGGGCUCACACAGGGACAGGCCAGCCUGUCACUACGUGAAAUGGUGCUCCAUUCCAUCUUGGCUGCCCACACCUGCUUGGGUGUCAGAGAGGAAGGUGGUCAUCUCUUCUGCGGGGGUGGAGGGCACAGGAGACCAGUGUCCCCGUGGGCGACCCCACCCAGGUGUCAGUAGGGCAGGUGCCUAGGGUACAAGGCAUGCCCCUGGGCUUCAAGUCCCGUGUCUGAGCCCCAGUCCCGGGCCUGUGGCUGGUCCUGGACUAGGUGUCGCCGCAGCACGACAGUCGGGCGGUGGUCUCCGGCUGCCUCUUAUGGCGUUUGGCUUUGUGCUGAAGUAAACUUGGUUUUAUGUUUUCUAAA